Olea europaea var. sylvestris is the source of this 1440-nucleotide messenger RNA. Its product is annotated as WAT1-related protein At3g28050-like. Lineage: Eukaryota; Viridiplantae; Streptophyta; Magnoliopsida; Lamiales; Oleaceae. The record is from RefSeq and is a predicted model, not a curated record. Gene Ontology annotation, cellular component: plasma membrane. Bases 117 to 1181 code for a protein of 354 amino acids. The transcript has 7 exons. Gene Ontology annotation, molecular function: transmembrane transporter activity.
CUUCAACAGUUAUAUUCUAACAUAAACAACCUGUUCUUCAAAGGCUAAGGCACACACCUCCAUUGAUCUGGUGCACAAAUUGUCUGUAAACAAGUGCAGUUUGUAGUUGACAGAGAAUGGGGAUUGAGCGUGUAUUUCCAUAUGUGGGAAUGGUGAUUGUGCAGUUUGCUCAGGUGGGCUUAAUGAUAGCAGGCAAAGUAGCCAUGUCAAAUGGAAUGACUACUUUCACUUUUGCUUUCUAUUCAAAUGCACUGGCUUCACUUAUACUACUUCCUAUCUCAUUGUGGCUACACAGAUCUGCUCGUCCACCGCUUUUCUACACAUUCAUUUGUGGCUUUUUCUUGCUCGGCCUAAUCGGGUUCUUGGUGCAGAUAUUUGGGUAUACUGGACUUAUGUAUGCCACUGCAUCACUUUCUAGUGCAAUGAUGAACCUCAUUCCAGGUUUCACCUUCAUACUUGCCAUCAUUUUCAGGUUGGAAAAAUUUGACUGCAAAAGUUCAGGCACCCUGGCUAAAUCUAUUGGGACGAUAGUGUCCAUAAUAGGUGCUUUUAUUAUAACUCUCUACAAAGGUCCCACCAUUUUGGGGAUUUCCUCGCAUUCGAUUGCCCCUAUUCACACUCUUACACAGUCAUCAGCCUGGCUCAUUGGGGGAUUGCUUCUUGCAAUUGAUUCUGUGGUGGCUUCAGUAUUUAUCAUUGCACAGGCAUUAGUUCUCAGGAAAUAUCCCGCAGUGCUCCUUCUAAUGUUGUUCUAUAGCUGCUUCAUUGCUAUUUUAUCUGCAGCAGUCUCUUUGACUGUAGAAAGAGAUACUAAAGCUUGGAGCCUGAAACCUAUGACGAGGUUGAUCCCCGUUAUAUACUCGGGCAUGUUUGGCAAUGUUUUCCAAGUCUCCAUGAUCAUGUGGUGCAUGAGAAGAAGGGGGCCUCUCUUUGCUUCUAUGUUUCAUCCUUUGGGUGUUGUCAUUGCAAUUGUCAUGGGUAUCAUCUUCCUGGGUGAAGCAUUUUAUCUUGGAAGUUUGUUGGGAUCCAUUGUUGUCUCAAUCGGCUUUUAUUCUGUGAUGUGGGGGAAAGCUAAAGAAGGGAAGAUGGUUCAUGAUGACAGAGAGAAAAGCUCGGAAUCAAAUGACAAAAAGACGCCUCUUCUACAAAAAAAAGUCGAGGAUGGAGUAGUUAUCGUGUAGCCUAACUUGCAAGGCUUUCUUCUUGAUAUUGAAGACAUAUUUCAGGUUGUUUUAAAAGGGAACUUGUUGAGAAGUCUCUGUGUGUUAAACUCAAAAUGGCUGUGGUACCUGCACUGGCAGUACAGCAGCAAACUUUCUUGAUUUUCUGUUGUAUUGACAAAUUAUAAGAAUACGAUGUGUAAAGUAAAAUCUACUUGAACUCUGCAGAUUCUACCCACUGAUGAUAACAAAUGCAAAAUUAGUCAGAGAAUUUGAAGAA